AACUAUGAAACCUGAUCUCUGUCGACAGUGUCCACACACCAAGACAUCAUAAAAUAAUAUUUCUUAAAUAUUUGCGUGCUGCAAGUGCAGAAUAACUAGCACAAAAUGCACCCACUAACAAAAGUUUUGUGUUUUUAUGGUAUAUUUAGUGUCAGUGGUCAAUAUUACGAAUUUCCCGAUGUGUUAAUCGAACCAUUAAGUCCAAAAGGACUGAGAGUUUCAAUACCAGACGAAGAUGGAAUCCAGCUAUUUGCGUUUCAUGGGAAAAUUAACAGUCCGAUGAAUGGACGCGAAGCAGGCAUUUUUUCGGAGGACAUUCGCGGCGCCGAAAACGGACGGUGGACCUUUUUCGCUAAAAAUGCUCGUCUAAAACCAGGCGAUAAACUUUAUUAUUGGAUUCAUGUGCGUUACGAUGGAAGUGGUUACGAAAAGGACGGAGAGCCGUUUACGGUCAGUGAACUAAUUGCAGGUGACGGCUCCGUCUCAUCAACUACGACGACCACCACUUCCACGACGACUACUCGUCCACUUUGCGUGCGCGGCGAAACAAAGCUAAACGGAAAAACUGCUUGCAAAGGAAUGCUCAUUUUCCAUGAGACCUUCUCGAGGUUAGACAAGACGAAGUGGAAGCCAGAAGUCAAGUUUCCUCAAGUUCCAGAUUUUGAAUUUGUAAUCUACGACGAUGAUUCCAAAGUACUGUACACCGAAGGUGAAGCCUUACACAUACGACCCCAACUGACUGAAGAUGUAUACGGCAGGGAUUCGAUCAACCGCGAAUUGGACUUAAAUACUCGGUGCACAGGGCUCCUGCAAUCGCCGGAGUGUAUUCAAACGCCCAAGGGAUGGCACAUACUUUCUCCUGUGACUUCGGCGCAGAUAUCAACAGUGGAGAGUUUUAGCUUUGUCUACGGGGCUAUCGAGGUUAAAGCCAAGUUGCCAAAGGGCGACUGGUUGUAUCCAGAAAUCAGCCUAGUACCAAAAAGUGACGCUUACGGUCCUGGAUACGAUUCGGGUCGUAUACGCAUCGCGUUGGCAUACGGAAACCAAGAGUUAGACAAUGAGUUGUACGCUGGUGGCGUUUUAGGAGACUCGGAUGCCGCCCGAAACUACGCGUUGAAAAAGAUUUUCUCUUACUCCCAUUGGACCGAUGCUUAUCACGUGUAUCGAGUCGAGUGGAGGCCCGACAGUAUUGUCGUAAAAGUGGACGGAGUGGCGUUUGGCACAGUAUACCCACCAGCCGGCGGUUUUGCAAUCGAUCACAACAUAAUACAGGUAGAUCCCGCCGUUGCUGAUCGGUGGAGAAAGGGAACGGUACUUGCGCCUUUUGAUCAGGAGAUGUACGUAGUGCUGGGAGUUGGAGCGGCCGGAAUGGCGUUUCCAGAUUCAAUGGCCGAUAAACCGUGGGAGAAUGGUGAUCCCAAGGCUCCCUUGUAUUUUUACAGGAAUCAGACCACCUGGAAGCAGACUUGGGGCGACAAUAGCGUGUUGGAGGUGGAUUAUGUGAAAGUUUGGGCGUUGUAGUGCCACUUAGGCUAGUGGCAUUUGAUGACGGAUUUUUUGUAGAAGAUGAAUAGGUACCCUAAAUCCCAAAGGAAUGCCUAGUGUGAUAUGCUUUGCUAUUGUAUGAGUCUUUAGAAAGUAAUACAGGUGAUUUACAGUUA
Messenger RNA from Photinus pyralis (common eastern firefly), 1661 nucleotides. Its product is annotated as beta-1,3-glucan-binding protein-like. The transcript is spliced from 8 exons. NCBI's taxonomy places the organism in Eukaryota, Metazoa, Arthropoda, Insecta, Coleoptera, Lampyridae. Gene Ontology annotation, molecular function: hydrolase activity, hydrolyzing O-glycosyl compounds; carbohydrate binding. The record is from RefSeq and is a predicted model, not a curated record. The coding region runs from base 106 to 1521 and encodes 471 amino acids. Gene Ontology annotation, biological process: carbohydrate metabolic process.